Messenger RNA from Pristis pectinata (smalltooth sawfish), 2073 nucleotides. It is a transcript of the gene dio1, whose product is annotated as iodothyronine deiodinase 1. The record is from RefSeq and is a predicted model, not a curated record. Gene Ontology annotation, molecular function: thyroxine 5'-deiodinase activity. The transcript has 4 exons. NCBI's taxonomy places the organism in Eukaryota, Metazoa, Chordata, Chondrichthyes, Rhinopristiformes, Pristidae.
AUGGGGAAAUUGAUUGUGUACCUGCAGACUUUCGUCCUGCUAAUCUACGUUUGUCUGCAAACAUUAAUUGGUAAAUUUAUGAUCCUUCUUUUUCCUGAAACUGUGAAGAAGUUGGUGCUGAAAGCUGGGUUGAAAACCACCAUGACUCAAAAUCCAAAGUUCAAGUAUGAAGACUGGGGACCGACAUUAUUCAGUUUGCGCUUUGUGAAAGCGGUGGUUGAACAUCUAUUGAUGAAUAUCGGAGAUGAAGCUUUCAAGGGCACCUCAGCUCCCAAUACACGAGUCAUUGACUUCGACAACAAAGAACAUAAAGUGCUUGAUUUCCUGAAGGAUAACCGACCACUAGUAUUGAGUUUCGGAAGCUGCUCCUGACCUCCAUUUCUUUUCAAGUUUGAGGAGUUCAAAAAACUUGUCAAAGAUUUCAGCUCUGUGGCUGAUUUCCUCAUUGUCUACAUUCAAGAGGCACAUGCCACAGAUGGCUGGACUUUCAAAAACAAUGUGGAGAUUAAAAAACAUCAAACAUUAAGUGAUCGUAUUAAUGCUGCAAGGAUGUUACUAAAAGAAGAGCCUCCCUGUCCAGUGGUAGUUGAUUCUAUGGAUGAUAUGACUGGUAUUAAAUAUGGAGCCAUGCCAGAAAGACUAUAUGUGGUGCUUGAUGGCAAAAUCAUUUACAAGGGCAACAUGGGACCUUGGGGAUACCAACCAGAAGAAGUACGAUUAAUUUUGCAAAACCAAAGUUAAACUAUAUUGGCAGAGCUUUCAGUACUGGUGUAAUCUACUGAAGAAGCUUUCAAAUAUGACCAAACAUAAUAAUUAAUCAAAUCAGUAGUUUUCUUUUCCAUAAUUUUCUCAGUUUUUAAAUUGCUAUGAUUGAGAUCUGAUAGUUUGAAUAUGGAGGAAAAGUAGCUUUGUAUUUGGUUAAUAUUUGUUUCAAUAUAAAUUGUACUAAUUACAAGUUUAGCCUAUGAAAACUUUGAGGGUUGGUGGUGGGGAUCUGGUAGUGGGAUAUACUUGAUAAACAACUGCCUUCUAAAACAUUAAAUUUGACAACACUAACAAACAAAAAGGAACAAAAUUCAUGAAAGUGAAUUUUGAUUUGUGUAUCCUUGCAUCCUAAAUGCUAAACUUGGGUACACCUUUUGACACCUGCACUUUUGCUUUCAGCAACUGGAUUACAUGAAUACUCAAAUCUUUGUCUAAUAACACUUCCCAAUCUAACACCAUUUAAAUAAUUCACCACCAUUGUUUUUCCUACUAAAGUGGUUAACUUCACAUUUAUCAAUGUUACAUCCAUCUACCAAGCUUUUUGCCUACUUACUUAAUGCCUAAGUCACCUUGAAAGCUCUUUGCAUCCUUCACAAUUCACAUCCCACCCAAUUUAAUAUAGUUGUCAAACCUCAAAUUAUUAAUUUGUUCCCUCAUUCAAAUCAUUGAUAUAUUGUGAAGCCCUGUGCUAUAACUAAUUGCUAUUGCCAGUCAUCUUAUUCCUACUGUUUUGUCUGUCAGCCAAUUUUUGAUCUUGCCAUUAUCAUGCUCUUUAAUUUUACACUCUGACCUUUGAGUUUAUCAAAGGCUUUCUGGAAAAACCAUGUACACCACAUCCAUUAGCUUUCCAUUGCAGUUUUGAGGUGGUACCUGGUAUGUCUGUCAAAUGAUUUCCUUUGUAGAAAUCCAUGUAACCUUUGUCUAAUUCUGUUCACUUUUCAAGUAUCCAUUAUCGUAUCUUUCUAGUGUUUUACCUACUACUAAUGUUAAGCUCACUAAUCUUUCCUAUUUCAUCCUUUUUCAAAUUUCCAGAAUUAAGAACUCCAUUGUGUAACAGCAAAUUAUUCUGCUUCAUUUGACAAUUAUAAUUAAGGAAUAAAGAGUCAGUCACUGGAGGUACAGUGAUUUUUAGCUAUGUUAUUUAUGAAGAUUACAGCCAAAAUUAAGACUGUAGUCUAAUGUUCUGAAAUAUAGCUAAGGACAUUUAAAUUAGUGGAUGAAGUCUUUUAUUCUGAACUAUUAAAGAAUUAACAAGUUUGUAUUUCUAUUGUAUUAAUCAGACCAUUUAAUUAAAAGGAGUGAAAUCUU